GCCAAGCCCAUCACUGACGCCCCAACGCAGGCUCCCAGCCACCCCUCACCGCUACGAUGGCCGAAGACGCGGACAUGCGCAAUGAGCUGGAAGAGAUGCAGAGAAGGGCCGACCAGCUGGCCGAUGAGUCACUGGAAAGCACCCGUCGUAUGCUACAACUGGUUGAAGAGAGUAAAGAUGCUGGUAUCAGGACUUUGGUUAUGUUGGAUGAACAAGGAGAACAACUGGAACGCAUUGAGGAAGGGAUGGACCAAAUCAAUAAGGACAUGAAAGAAGCAGAAAAGAAUCUGACGGACCUAGGGAAAUUCUGCGGGCUUUGCGUGUGUCCCUGUAACAAGCUUAAAUCAAGUGAUGCUUACAAAAAAGCCUGGGGCAACAAUCAGGAUGGAGUGGUGGCCAGCCAGCCGGCCCGCGUGGUGGAUGAACGAGAGCAGAUGGCCAUCAGUGGCGGCUUCAUCCGCAGGGUAACAAAUGAUGCCCGAGAAAAUGAAAUGGAUGAAAACCUGGAGCAGGUGAGCGGCAUCAUUGGAAACCUCCGUCACAUGGCCCUGGAUAUGGGCAAUGAGAUAGAUACACAGAAUCGCCAGAUCGACAGGAUCAUGGAGAAGGCUGAUUCCAACAAAACCAGAAUUGAUGAGGCCAACCAGCGUGCAACAAAGAUGCUGGGAAGCGGUUAG
Elephantulus edwardii (Cape elephant shrew) is the source of this 677-nucleotide messenger RNA. RefSeq names its product synaptosomal-associated protein, 25kDa (gene SNAP25). Gene Ontology annotation, molecular function: syntaxin-1 binding; voltage-gated potassium channel activity; SNAP receptor activity. Bases 57 to 677 code for a protein of 206 amino acids. Gene Ontology annotation, biological process: synaptic vesicle priming; exocytosis; synaptic vesicle fusion to presynaptic active zone membrane. The transcript is spliced from 7 exons. Gene Ontology annotation, cellular component: synaptobrevin 2-SNAP-25-syntaxin-1a-complexin I complex; plasma membrane. The record is from RefSeq and is a predicted model, not a curated record. NCBI's taxonomy places the organism in Eukaryota, Metazoa, Chordata, Mammalia, Macroscelidea, Macroscelididae.